Molecule: messenger RNA, 2238 nt
Organism: Peromyscus leucopus (white-footed mouse)
Lineage: Eukaryota; Metazoa; Chordata; Mammalia; Rodentia; Cricetidae
Gene: Mettl24
Product: methyltransferase like 24
Exons: 5
Coding region: 529-1419 (296 amino acids)
Source: RefSeq, a predicted model, not a curated record
UGCAUGGAGUGCUAUUCUCUCUCUCUCUCCCUCCUUCCUUGAGGGAGAGAAGUUGUAAACUCGAGCAUAAGUAUGCUUUAUUUUUAUAUCAUGCUUAAUGGCACAGAGCUGCUUGACAUAACUUUUUCUUUGGUGCAAAACCUGGCAGCUCACCUUUCCUCCUCCACUGUAUCUAAUAGUAACGUCGGCAAAUGAAAUCAGAGCCCGAGCCCCCAGGAAUGUGCUCUUGCUGGCUCUGUGGCUGUCCCCUGCACGAGGUUUUACAGGCCUGUCAUACCUAGUGACAUCCAGCCCGGCAGUGGGGGCCUGGGCUGCGCGCGUCUAGCCCACCGCCCAUCGCUCUUCCUGCUGGGCAGGAUAAGGUUACGCCGGAGCCUCCUCUGUCGCAGGGAGGAAGGCGGGCCGACACCCGUCCCGCUAGGGAGUUGCCACAGUUGGCAGCCCGGGGCCAGUGGGGACGCUUCUCUGCAGGCGGCCUGGAGCUGAGGGUGGGGACCCAGAGCGCAGCCUGAGGCCGGGGUCCCCGUCAUGGCCACGGCCAGGCCUCCCGGGCGCGGCUGCGGAGCCCUGCCUCGGUGGCUGCUCGGUGCUGCGCUGUUGCUGGGCCUGCGGCUCUGCAUGGAGUUGCACCGCGCCGGCUCCGGAUCCCCGGGCCGCAGCGAUCCCCCGGGGCCGCCCCGGCCGCACCUGCUGCCCGCCCCCGGCCCUCCGCGCGGCGCCAGAAGGAGGCAGGUGACCUACGUGCGCAGCGGGCGCCGUGCAUUGCCCCGGGGUGGCGGGAGCACGACGCUGGAGCCGAGCUGUUGCACCCCACGCGAGCUUCCCCGCAGGAAGGGUCCCCGGUGGCAUAUUGAGCUCCAGCCUUGGGCAGGCCCUGCUCAGUCCCUGGAUGAAGAAGCCUCGAGGUUCCUGAGCUACAUCAGCACCACUCAGAUUGCAUGCGAUCGCAUGGGUGCAGACAGCUUGGCUACUGACUCCAGCCCUGCAACGAGGCCCUGGCUGGUGUGUCUCGAUGACAGGUUUGGCUUAGCUCAUCAAAUCCGCAGCAAGCGGUGCCGCCUCUACUCCUUAGGGCUGGGCAAUGAUGACACACACUUUGAGGUGAGCAUGGCCAAGGACGGAUGUGAAGUACAUCGUUUCGACCCUAGCGUCAAAUCAGCCCACGUUCUGGAGAGCCGGCGCCUCUGGCAUCACCGCUUGGCCAUUGACUGGCGGGAUCCACAUCCAGCUGUGGCUGCUCAGAAGCUGCAUAGCAACACCAGGAAACUGGGCAGCAUUUUGAAUGAAUUUGGGCAUCACAAGGACAUCCAGUCAAGAGUGCCAAGGGUGCGCUGCAGGUCUCGGGACAUCAGACAAAGCCUACUUUCUUGGAGCGAUUAUAUGUGGUGUCUAUGCACCUUCUCCUGCGUGCAACUCUGAAAUCACUCAAGGAUGCCUCCAAGGCCUCUCGUAUGCUAACAGCAUCCAGAAAACUUAACAAACAGACGGCAUAGACAGCAAAGAGUGGGCAGGACUGGACUUGGUGUUGAUAACCCGCAAAGACAGCCUCACUUCUGCAGAGCCGGAUCUUAGUGACUCUGGCCAGCAGCUUCCUGGGGGCCGAAGUGCCUGGGACUCCAGUCUUUGUUCCUUUGAAUGUUUCCUUCCAUUCCAGUAUUCACUGUGUCUGAUGCCGUCAAAUUUCCUCAGGGUGAAAUUACCCAUUUUCAAAAGUACUCUGAAAAUUCAAUGAUACUGAUUCAAGCACCUCACUGACCCACAUCCUCUCUCCCAACAGUGCUUGAUUUUCUAAGACCAAAGCUGACUGUUUUUAUGUAUAAAAGUUUAGGUUUAUGUUUCCUUUAAGAUUCCUUAUAAGAUUCCUUUUCAAGAUAAAUAAUAAAAUGAUUGAUUCUUUCUUUGUAACCAAAAUAUUCAGCCUGCCAACAAAAGAUUUGGCUGAGGAAAAAAAAAAAAAAGGUCCUUGCUUGCUUAUGUUCUGUUAAUCUGUAAUGAGUUACUUAGAUGUAAUGUGUAUGGGUUAUUGAGAUGACUCUGUUUUUAAUCAUGUAAAGGAGAUGAAAAACAUGUUUUUACCUGUAUUCAUUAUAAUCACUCACUUGAUUGAAUGUGACCACAUUGUGACUCCUGUACUGUCUGAAAGAUUUUGUUGGGGUAUAUAAGCUGUAGAAAAAAAGUAUACAGUAGAAGAAGAGAGAAGAACAGAAAGAAUAAAGAAGAAAACCAUCAAGAGAGUGU